This is a messenger RNA of Lacerta agilis (Sand lizard), 1578 nucleotides long. RefSeq names its product RNA-binding motif protein, X chromosome-like. Gene Ontology annotation, cellular component: spliceosomal complex. Gene Ontology annotation, molecular function: RNA binding. The transcript has 8 exons. Gene Ontology annotation, biological process: positive regulation of mRNA splicing, via spliceosome. The record is from RefSeq and is a predicted model, not a curated record. Lineage: Eukaryota; Metazoa; Chordata; Lepidosauria; Squamata; Lacertidae. Bases 90 to 1292 code for a protein of 400 amino acids.
UCUGCAUAUUGUUGUCUGAGGAAUUAUCCUGUUGUUUUGUCAAAUAUUUCCAGAGGACACAAGCUUCUCCCCUGUUUCAAGUUAAAUGUAUGUUGUUCCAGAUCCCAAACUGUGUCAAAAUGGUUGAAGCAGAUCGUCCUGGCAAGCUGUUCAUUGGUAGGCUGAAUACAGAGACUAAUGAGAAGGCUCUUGAAUCUGUCUUUGGCAAAUAUGGCCAUAUAGUAGAGGUUCUCCUUAUGAAAGACCGCGAAACCAACAAAUCAAGAGGGUUUGCUUUUGUUACCUUUGAGAGUCCAGCAGAUGCCAAGGAUGCUGCCAGAGAUAUGAAUGGAAAGUCUUUAGAUGGAAGAUCAAUUAAAGUUGAACAAGCUACCCAGCCAUCCUUUGAAACCUGUAGACGUGGGCCCCCUCCCCCUCCAAGGAGCAGAGGUCCUCCAAGAGGUUUUAGAGGCGGAAGAGGUGGAAGUGGAACACAGGGUCCUCCUUCAAGAGGGAGUUAUUUGGGUUCUUCUAGAGGCCCUCUACCGAUGAAAAGGGGUCCACCCCCACGUAGCGGUGGCCCACUACCUAAAAGACCUGCUCCUUCUGGACCUGUUCGUAGCAGUAGUGGAAUGGGAGGCAGAGCACCCCUUUCACGCGGUAGAGACAGUUAUGGAGGACCGCCAUGCAGAGAACCACUGCCAUCACGAAGAGAUGUCUACCUGUCUCCAAGAGAGGAUGGUUACAGUACUAAAGACAGUUUUCAUUUCCAUAGCUAUUCAAGUCGGGACUAUCCAAGCUCCAGAGACACAAGAGAUUAUGCUCCACCUCCAAGAGAUUAUGCCUACCGUGACUAUGGUCAUUCCCGUUCACGUGACGAGUAUCCCUCAAGAGGUUACAGUUAUUCCUCUUACAGCAAACGUGAUGGCUAUGGAGGGCAUGACCGGGACUACUCUGAUCACCCAAGUGGGGGCUCAUACCGACAUUCCUAUGAGAGUUAUGGUAACUCACGUAGUGCUCCACCUGCACGAGGGCCCCCUCCAUCUUAUGGUGGAAGCAGUCGCUAUGACGAUUAUGGGAGCACCCGAGAUGGGCAUGGUGGAAGUCGAGAAAGUUACUCAAGCAGCAGAAGUGAUGUCUACUCAAGUGGCCGUGAUCGUGUGGGAAGACAAGACAGAGGCCUCCCCCCUUCUAUGGAAAGGGGUUAUGCUCCUCCACGUGAUUCUUCCAGCAGCUCCAGUCGUGGAGCACCCAGAGGUGGUGGCCAUGGAGGUAGCCGCUCUGAUAGAGGUGGAGGCCGAAGCAGAUACUGAGACCUUUUAAAGAGCUGGACCAUAUCAGUUCUUUCCUCCAACAAAUGGAAUGUGGAAGUUCUAUCCUCACUCUAGAGGCCUACUGAAACAUUUGUUUUGCUUUUUUAUUGUUGCUUAUUAAGUUCCCCUCCAUUACUUAAUUUUUUUUUGUGAGGAGAAAGUAAACUUGUUUUAAUUUCAUUUCAAAAUUGUUAAUAUUUCUCUCAGAAAGCAGAUGUUAAUGUAUGACAUUUUUGGCCUGUGUACUAGUGGUGUAACUUUUUUAAGUAAAGGUUAACCCUGAAAU